This is a messenger RNA of Callithrix jacchus (white-tufted-ear marmoset), 2518 nucleotides long. Lineage: Eukaryota; Metazoa; Chordata; Mammalia; Primates; Cebidae. The record is from RefSeq and is a predicted model, not a curated record.
GCGCGAUUGGACAGACUCAGGGACGUUCAGUGGCGCCGCGACGCUCCUUGGUUUGACUUUUAUUUUUCAGUUGAGUUCCCUGACUCGGAGACUUGAGUGUGUCCUGAGUAUAGAGUUUCGGGUUUGGGGUGAAGGGGUUAGGGAAGAGGGCUUGGGAAGAAAAUCUGGUGAGGGAGAAAUAACUGCGGAAGCAGUACGGAGGAGACGGACGUGGCCCUGGAAUCUGGGGUCUGUGGAGGGGCUGCGGACCGGGAGAGGAAAGUUCGAAUCUGCAAAGGGAGAGACCUCGCCUGUGCUGGAGGGUUGGGACCUGGAGCAGUGAGAGAGUCGAGAAUGGAAUGAAUUGGAAAAAGGAGUACAAGAUUCGGACGUCCUGAAGGUGUGAAAAAGACAGCAUGAACUUUACCCCAACACACACCCCUGUCUGCAGAAAGCAAACAGUUGUCUCCAAACGUGGUGUUGCCAAUGAUUCCACCAAGAGGAGGGGAAUGGCAGAUUCACUGGAGUCAACCCCCUUGCCUUCCCUAGAAGAUCACCUGGCCAAACUCUGUCCUUCUAAGGACCUCCUGGAAUAUUAUCAAAAGAAGAUGGCUGAGUGUGAGGCAGCAAAUGAGGACUUACUGAAGAAACUGGAACUCUACAAAGAAACUUGUGAAGUACAGCAUAAACUUGAAUGUGAUUUACAGGAGAAAGAGGAAGAGAUUGAUGAAUUGCAGAAAGCUCUAAGUGAUAUGCAGGUCUGCCUCUUCCAAGAAUGGGAACAUGUUUUACGCCUCUACUCAGAAAAUGACCGACUGAGAAUCAGGGAACUAGAAGACAAGAGAAGAAAGAUCUAGAAUCUCUUGGCUCUUGUGGGAACAGACACUGGAGAAGUGACCUAUUUUUGUAAGGAGCCUCCUCACAAAGUCACCAUUCUCCAAAAGACUAUCCAGGCUGUGGGUGAAUGUGAGCAGAAUGAAUCUUCAGCUUUCAAAGCAGAUCCUAAAAUAAGCAAAAGAAGACCAUCAAGAGAAAGAGGAGAAAGUUCUGGGCAUUAUCAAAGAGACAUACAGACGCUGAUCCUACAGGUGGAAGCACUGCAGGCUCAGCUGGGAGAACAGACCAAACUUUCUCGAGAACAAGUGGAAGGGCUCAUGGAGGAUAGACGGAUUCGCCUCGAGGAAGUACAAGUUCAGCACCAGAGAAAUCAGGACAAAAUCAAAGAACUAACCAGAAAUCUUCACCAUACCCAAGAGCUGCUCUAUGAGAGCACCAAAGAUUUUCUGCAACUCAGAUCUGAAAACCGAAAUAGAGAGAAGUCAUGGAUGCUUGAAAAAGAUCAUUUGAUGUCAAAGAUUAAGCAAUAUAGGGUGCAGUAUAAGAAGAAAGAAGAUAAAAUUGGAAAAGUGUUGCCUAUCAGGCAUGAGAGUCAUCAUGCCCAAAGUGAAUAUAUUAAGUCCCUAAAAGAUAAGUUAGUACAAGAGAAAAAGCUGUCCAAUAUGUACCAGGAGCAGUGCAUUUCCUUAGAAGAAGAACUUGCCUGAAUUUGUGAGGAAGAGGGAAUGAGGAGUGAGAUCUUCAAGGAUCGCGCUAACAAGAUGGGGAAACGUUUACAGAUAACGCACAAACGCUAUGAAGCAGUGGAGCAGCGACGUAUCUUGGAAGUAGAAGGCUUUAAGACAGAUACUAAGGUUCUCCGAUAGAAACUGAAAGUGGAGCAAAUGUUGUAUAAGGUAACAGUUAAUGCCCUGGCAAAUCAGGAUCUCACCAUUCUGUGUGAAGUCCAUGACAGCAAUAGACAGGCACAUAAGAUACAAGGAGAAUUGAAGAAUCUUAAGUCCAAAGUGUUUGGUCUGGAAAAUGAACUUAGAGUCUGUUGAUGUCUACUUUUGGAAAUGGCCCCCAUUUGGAAGAGGUGUGCUUCUUGAAACCUCAGGACAAGGUCAUCUGCUGCCAGACAAUGUAGACCUGAGUUGACUAGAGUGGUGGCAUUAUUCUUCAUUAUUAUGAAGACAGGGUGAAGAAUCAAGGACCACUAGGAAAGCUUUUCUUCAUACUCAGCUUGCUUUAUCAUUUUUGCUGUCAUUUUACAUUUGUGCGGAGUGGGGGCCUCAUCCCAAACAACUGAGAAGCUUUCAUUAUUUAUCCCGUCUGUAUUGACAGGUUUUUGGGUUUUUUUUAGAAGGCAGUGAUGAUGAAAGCUUAGGAAGAAGGUAUUUUGCAAUGAGCUUGACUGAGUUGUCUGUGGGAAGAACACUUUCCCUAAAGAGAGAGAAGCACUCAUGGAGGCUGCCUUUCUCCUGAGCUCAGGAAGAAGUCAGCACAUCGCAACUUGUCACAUUGGAGUAGGCGCUCAUUCUAUUUCACCUUCCGUCACGCACAGAACCUCAAUCACAUUUGGGCAAUUUCAUGGUGUUUCACCAGAGGGCACUAGAGACUCUACUCAAACAAAAUGUCCAUCUGGAUAAACAAAGGAGACACUUUGUCAAGGUGAAUGAAACUGAAAUAAUCCUUAUAUGGAAAGUUUGAUACUUUAUCA